Salvia miltiorrhiza (redroot sage) is the source of this 3250-nucleotide messenger RNA. RefSeq names its product phosphatidylinositol 4-phosphate 5-kinase 8-like. The transcript has 13 exons. The record is from RefSeq and is a predicted model, not a curated record. The coding region runs from base 791 to 3109 and encodes 772 amino acids. NCBI's taxonomy places the organism in Eukaryota, Viridiplantae, Streptophyta, Magnoliopsida, Lamiales, Lamiaceae. Gene Ontology annotation, molecular function: 1-phosphatidylinositol-4-phosphate 5-kinase activity; ATP binding. Gene Ontology annotation, biological process: phosphatidylinositol metabolic process.
GAUGAAUUGCGGCUACAACCCUAAUUUCUACUCCAGCGCCGCUCUUCUUCUUCAUUCUGUUUUUGCAUUUUGUUUUCUUUCAUCUUCUUCCACCGCCUCCUGCUCCGGCGAAGGGCGCCGCCCUCAGCCACCGCCACCACCACCACCGUCAUCUCCCCCCUCUUGCCUCUCGCUCCUUGGCAUUCCCCCUUCUAUCAUUCACCGCGAACGGCGAGGUUGCUCCAUCUCCACACCGUCGCCACAAUCACCAUCUCCCCGCCGUCCACCAUCACCAAAAUUUCCCGUCGCUCUGACACGUCCGGCCUCCUCCGUCCUUGGCGCCUGAUCAAAAUCUGCGCCGCCGACCCGCUCAGUCUAUCACGUCGCUCCGAUUCGCCCGGCCUCAUCCGUCCUUGACGCCUGCGUCAGAAUCUGGCCUCUGGUCUCACCGACCCCCGCCUUCUCCGUCCUUGGUGCCACUGUUAGAAGCAGUAGCAGCUUCUUCAUCAGCUCAGCCGAUCCGUCGCCGUCGAACCGAUUAGCCAUAUCUACUGACCACACUUUCUCUAUCUCUUCUCUUUCCUUGAUUUAUGCGAAUGAUACAACUGUUGGGGCUACUGGUGUGGAUAUGAAGAUUUUACCCAAUGGAUAUAAAGAGACAUAUUCGUUAAAAGAGUUCCUCAAUUUCCGGCCAAAAUGGCUCAGGUUCAAAAUCCAAAGAAUACAUGCCAUUUCAUAUCAGGAUAAACCAUAGGAAAUACCAUAACAUCACUGCAGAAAGUUAGCUUUAGUAGGAGUCGGUCAUUCUGUCAUGGAAAAUGAGGAGAGGGGCUCUGAAAAGGUAUUUUCGAAUGGAGAUGUCUAUCGUGGUGCUUUUAAGGGAAUGAUUCCCCAUGGAAAAGGUAAGUAUACAUGGUUAGAUGGAACCAUUUAUGAAGGUGACUGGGAAGAAGGAAAGAUGGCAGGGAAAGGGAAGAUCCGUUGGUCCUCACAGGCUAUAUAUGAGGGUGAUUUUUCUGGAGGUUAUCUUCAUGGUUUUGGAACUUUUAUUGGUUGCGAUGGUUCCACGUACAGAGGUUCUUGGAAGAUGAAUUCUCAACAUGGCAUUGGGCGGAAGCAGUAUUCAAAUUCAGACAUUUAUGAUGGUUGUUGGAGAGAAGGAGUGCGAGAAGGCAGUGGUAGGUAUGCAUGGAGUAAUGAUAACAUAUAUAUUGGGAAUUGGAAAAAUGGUAGAAUGUCUGGUAGAGGGCUUAUGAAGUGGUUUAAUGGAGAUCUUUUUGAUGGCUUUUGGCUGAACGGGUUGAGAGAUGGGUCAGGCUGCUAUAGAUUUUCUGAUGGAAGUUAUUAUUUUGGAACAUGGUCUAAAGGGCUGAAAGAUGGAUCUGGAACAUUUUAUCCUGCCGGAAAUAAGCAUCUAAGCAAACUUAAUCUUGAAAGGCACAAAGACAAGAGGAAUAAAUUGCUAUCUCAGCUGUCAUCAGAUCAUUUAGAUGAAUCUAUGAUACCUAGUGUAAAGCGAAGUCUAUCUGAUAAAAUUUCAUCUAGCUUUAGAAAGGGUUCUGGUGGACUCUCUUAUAAAACUACAUUGCUGAAUGACGAGCUGAUCAGAACUGAUUCAUUGAGAGAAAUGACGCCACAUGAGAGAUCAGUCAGUGUCACAUCUAAUGGCUCUCAUGAUGGUCAAACUGAACCAGACAGCAAUACUGUGGCAUAUGAGAGGGAAUACAUGCAAGGAGUCCUUAUGAAAGAAAGGGUUAGAAAUAUAUCCAAACUAUCUCAUAGAAGUAAGCAACGCCUCAAAUUUGCAAAAGCUGUAGAAAAGAAAUCAUGUUUCAACAUUUUUGAAGGCCACAGGAGCUAUUUUCUGAUGCUUAGCUUGCAACUUGGUAUCAGGUAUACUGUUGGAAAGAUCACACCGGUUCCUAUGCGGGAAGUCAGAUCAUCUGAUUUUGGAGAACAAGCAAGAAUAAGAAUGUAUUUUCCAAGAAAGGGUUCUCAAUUGACUCCCCCGCACCAUUCUAUCGACUUUUACUGGAAGGACUAUUGUCCCAUGGUCUUCAGGAAUCUGAGAGAAUUAUUCAAGUUGAAUGCUGCAGAUUACAUGAUGUCCAUAUGUGGUGAUGAUGGUUUGAGAGAGCUUUCUUCCCCAGGAAAAAGUGGAAGCAUUUUCUAUCUUUCUCAUGAUGAUAGAUUCGUAAUCAAGACACUGAAAAAAUCUGAGCUUAAGGUGUUGUUGAAGAUGUUGCCUCACUAUUAUAGUCAUGUACAAGCGCAUGAUAACACACUCAUUACUAAGUUCUUUGGGACACACAGGAUAACAUUAAGGCGUGGAAAAAAGGUCCGCUUUGUGGUCAUGGGGAAUAUGUUCUGUACUGAAUUAAGAAUACAUCAACGAUAUGAUUUAAAGGGCUCGGUUCAGGGCAGAUUCACAAACAAAGAUAAGAUUGAUGAGACCACUACAUUGAAAGAUCUUGAUUUGACUUAUGAGUUUCAUAUGGACAGGUCAUUGCAUGAGGCAUUGUUUAGGCAACUAUCUCUUGAUUCUGCAUUCUUGGAAUCUCAGCAUAUAAUAGAUUAUAGCCUCCUCUUGGGCUUGCAUUUUAGAGCACCUGAACAUCUAAGAUCGCUAUUAGAACCUCCUGAUUCACAACACCAGGCUGCGAACACUAUUAGUGCUGAUGGUGUGAUUUCUCAAGGAGACAUCUUAAUUCCUCCAAGGGGUUUAGUCUUAGUCACCCAUGAGCCUGGUUCUGUCAGCAUUGCACCAGGUCCUCACAUUCGGGGUGAUACACUGAAAGCAUACUCUAUUGGCGACAAAGAAGCCGAUCUUCUUCUUCCUGGCACUGGAAGGUUGAGGGUGCAAUUAGGAGUAAACAUGCCGGCUCAGGCUAAUCACAAAAUCGUGCAGGCAGAGACCGAUAACGCUGAAACUGAGCUCUUUGAGGUGUACGACGUCGUUCUAUACCUUGGCGUAAUCGACAUAUUACAGGAAUACAACAUGAAAAAGAAGAUCGAACACGCGUGUAAAUCUCUUAAGUUUGAUCCUAUGUCAAUUUCUGUUGUAGAGCCAAAGAUUUAUUCAAAACGUUUCAUUACCUUCCUAGAGAAAAUCUUUCCUGUUCAACCGUAACGGGAUAGAGAGCCUUCAGAUCACCAAUUGGUUUUCUUAGGUGAUUGUAUUUGUAAUCUCUGUGUACAUGUUAAGCAUAUUUAAGAUUAUUUUUGUAUCUUUCACCUUCUGUUUUGGUAAUCGAUUCAGUACUUAGCUUUA